Molecule: messenger RNA, 906 nt
Organism: Carassius gibelio (silver crucian carp)
Lineage: Eukaryota; Metazoa; Chordata; Actinopteri; Cypriniformes; Cyprinidae
Product: peptidyl-prolyl cis-trans isomerase FKBP11-like
Exons: 6
Coding region: 287-865 (192 amino acids)
Biological process (GO): protein peptidyl-prolyl isomerization
Molecular function (GO): peptidyl-prolyl cis-trans isomerase activity
Source: RefSeq, a predicted model, not a curated record
AGCAGCCUUGUGGAGAGACUGCUGGGAAGCUGGCGGAUUAUGAGGCGGGAAUUCCAGUGUCCCAUGUUUUAGUCCAGUGUCCAAGGGUCGUCUAACCCCUCCGUUAUCACUUCACUAUAACAACACAUCAGCUUUAACUGGCAUCUCCCCUCAGUGACUGCUUGGCUCUCUCAGCGCCGCAGUCUGCAGUGGGCCGACUCUCGUGACGGAAGUGAGCCUCUCAGACUCGCUUUGAUACUUUCUGUGGUUAUUGUUGGUGCUGAUUUGUCUCAUAACGUGAGAUACGAUGCGAAUUCGGACCGGGAUCGCCUUGGUUUUUCUCGCAGCUUUAACAUUUGUUGCGGCUGAGGAUGGAAAUAGCAAAGAAAGCGUGAUCGAACAAUUAGUUGUGGAGACAUUGGUGAAGCCGGAGACAUGCAAGAUAACAUCCGAGACGGGAGACACGCUUCAGAUCCAUUACACGGGUCGAUUAAUGGACGGGAAGGUGAUUGACAGCUCUCUGUCUCGUGAGCCUCUGGUCGUAGAGUUGGGCAAGAGGUCUGUCAUCACAGGUCUAGAGCAAGCCCUGGUCGGAUUGUGUGAAGGACAAAAAAUCAAGGCCACGAUUCCAGCUCAUCUCGCGUAUGGAAAGAGAGGAUUCCCUCCAACCAUUCCAGGGGACAGCACACUUGAGUUUGAGGUGGAGGUGAUCUCUCUGUACCAGAAAACGCUGUGGCAGAAGCUAGUUAACGACAUCUUGCCUCUGUUGUGCUUGGCACUGGUUCCCACGCUACUGGGUUUAGUGGGUCUCUACCUCUACAACAAAGCACAGGCCCAACCUCACGGCAAAAAGAAGAGCAAAGACAAGAAAAGCAAGAAGAAAUAAGAGCAAUGUAAAAAAAAAAUAAACUAUUUAAAUAAAAAAUG